Aspergillus pseudonomiae is the source of this 2186-nucleotide messenger RNA. RefSeq lists its product as uncharacterized. The record is from RefSeq and is a predicted model, not a curated record. The coding region runs from base 406 to 1860 and encodes 484 amino acids. Gene Ontology annotation, molecular function: acetylglucosaminyltransferase activity. Lineage: Eukaryota; Fungi; Ascomycota; Eurotiomycetes; Eurotiales; Aspergillaceae. The transcript has a single exon.
CACACUCAGCGAGUGCGCCAAUUAUGAGGAAACCACACGUGGGGUCACGAUUUCGAUCGCCGUCACGCAAUUGCGAGCCUUGAAAAGCAGAAGGGUUCAAGGUUCUUGCCCUGUACGACAGGUGCCCACUACUCCGUACUGAGCAUAGUAUUUCCUUGUAUCCAGGCACAUACAUACAAUACACCAUGUCUUUACCUUACUACGGACUACGUACUAGAGCAACUUGGCCUGUCUUGGCUCCCUGGGUCGUAUUUUCCCUCCAAUUUUCCUCGUGUCUGGAGUGAUACCGACUCAAUCCCUGUCCAGACAGUCCUUGGUCAGGAAUGGUUGUUCUGACGCUAGAAUAGGAACAACGUUGUCUGUGUUUCUCGUCACUAGCUGUGGUAUUAUUAUGUCACCGGAAUAAUGCCCUCGACUCGCUUCUUCCGGACGCGUCAGUCAGUGAAAUCGAUCAUUGCAGCCGCUGUGUUUCUCACUGCGGGCAUCGUUUUUCUUCUCUCGAAAUCCCACCACUUUGCAGAGCCCAUCAACGGUGUCCCACUCACUUCCCUGGAGGGGAUUGCCCCCGAGAAUGAGAACGAUGGAACCGAGUCUGGCGAUUGCUACGUGGACCUCGAUCUUCUGAAGUCCUACGGAUACAAAGAUUCGGCACAAUAUGAGCGCUGGGAGAUCGCGGUACGAAGGUCAGCUGCGUUUACGGGCUUCUCCGACAAAUUGAACGUACCCGUCCCAACCUUUCAGAAAAUCUCGUUAAACACGGAUAAGCAUCGGAUGUUUCUUUCGCAGGCGCGAUGCAGUCCCACCGUCACAAUCGAAGCCCCCAUCCCAAGGGCACGCGCGGACGCAUCGCAUAUGGCUUUCGGGGUUUCUACGUCCCUGGAACGACUGAGUGAGUCGUUGGAGCCGUUUGCCCACUGGGCUGGCGGCACAGGUGCUCGAAUCUUUGCCAUGGUCGAUGUGGUACCCAAGAAGGAAAAGGCCAAGGUUCUCAGUCGGGCACAGGAGCUGAACAUUAAGCUGACCAUCAUCGAGUCAAGGGAAGAAUGGCUGGACCGAUACUUCCGCUUGACCAAAGUCCUCUGGGAUAAUCGCGAUGCGCAUACGCAAUGGGCAGUUAUCAUCGAUGACGAUACGUUCUUCCCGUCGAUGUCGAACCUAGUCGAACGGCUUGCUACCUAUGAUGCUACGAAACCCUAUUACAUAGGCGCGCCGACCGAGAACUGGGGACAAAUGAAUAUCUUUUCAUACAUGGCGUAUGGCGGUGCGGGGAUAUUUCUCUCUAUCCCCUUGCUUCAACAGAUGAACGACGUCUACGAUGAAUGUUAUGCGUUCAAGGACCAUGGAGAUAAACGGAUUUCCCAGUGUAUCUAUCAACAUACUACGACCAAGCUCACCUGGGAUCGAGGACUUUUCCAGGUGGACUUUGGCGGCGACGUGACGGGCUUUUUCGAGUCUGGCCGACCCUUGCCACUUUCUAUACACCACUGGAAAUCGUGGUACGACCUGGACGUGGUUGCCCUCAGCAGAGCGGCCGACAUCUGCGGCGAUGACUGUCAGCUUCGGCGCUGGCGCAUAUCAGAUAAAUGGUACUUUGUCAAUGGGUUCUCUUUGGUUCAAUAUUCAUCGUCGAUGAAUGACAUGACCGGUAUGGAACAGACGUGGGAUCCUAGUGAUUGGGCCCGUGAACAAGGCUACGCGUUCAGUUUGGGACCGUUGCGGCCGAAGGACGAAGGGAAGAAAUCGUAUCGGAUGAAGAGCGCAAUUUUAGAGGAUGGGCGACUUCGACAGGUAUAUGUCUACGAGCCCGAGGAACCUAGCCCUCCCCAGAUUUUAGAGGUUGUCUGGACCGUCAUGAAUUAGAAGUAUAUAUUACUCUGCUGUAUAUUGAUUGGAACUUGGAAACCGCAGAGAACAGAAAGAGUCUUCACCUUCCUUGUUUUACGUAUAUUUGUGUCGACGAUCGGAUUGUUGCGGAUGAUCUUUAUUUUUGAUACUUUAUUUUAUUUAUCUUUCUUUCCCUGGCUUCGUUUCCAAGGGUUGAAUCUUGGUUCCUUAUGGUACCCAGAGAAAGAUCAACCCAUCACCAUAUUUACAUAGAUGAUAGAUCCAGCUCCGGGAUGGAUUCUUUUGAAAUGUUACAGACUUACAGUACACUGCGUGACAUGUGUGGGUCCCUGUUGCAAUUC